Molecule: messenger RNA, 2647 nt
Organism: Betta splendens (Siamese fighting fish)
Lineage: Eukaryota; Metazoa; Chordata; Actinopteri; Anabantiformes; Osphronemidae
Gene: aldh4a1
Product: aldehyde dehydrogenase 4 family, member A1
Exons: 15
Coding region: 118-1788 (556 amino acids)
Molecular function (GO): L-glutamate gamma-semialdehyde dehydrogenase (NAD+) activity
Source: RefSeq, a predicted model, not a curated record
CCCGGUCACCUGCUUACCUGAUCGGUUGUUGAUCUGGUAUUGAUCCCAGCUUCAGGUGUUGGUCCUGUCGGUGUGUCAGACGGUUUAUUGGCUUCUCCUCCUGUCAGGCGUAGAACCAUGCUUCGUUUGAGGGCGGCUGUGUGUCGGACGUGGAGGGGGUUUCAGACGUUCUCCUCUGCAGCUGUGGAGGUGAAGAAUGAGCCGGUUCUGGGCUUCAGAAAAGGAAGUGCAGAGAGGACAGAGCUGCUGAAGGCCUUGGACAGCCUGAUGGGGAGGACAGAGGAGAUCCCAUGCGUGGUCGGGGAUGAGCAUGUGUGGACCAAAGACAUCCGAUACCAGCUGUCUCCGUUCAAUCACUCGCAAAAAGUGGCAAAGUUCUGCUACGCUGACAAGGAGCUGAUUAACAAAGCCAUUGUGGCGUCCGUAGCAGCGAGGAGGGAGUGGGAUCUGAAGCCCAUCCAGGACAGAGCCAAUAUCCUCUUCAAAGCAGCUGACGUCAUCAGUGGCCCUAAAAGAGCGGAAAUCCUUGCUAAGACCAUGAUCGGACAGGGAAAGACCGUGGUCCAGGCAGAGAUCGAUGCUGCUGCAGAGCUCAUCGACUUCUUCAGGUUCAACGCCAAACACGCCAUCGAGCUGGAGAAACAGCAGCCCAUUGACGGUGGGGAAAGCACCAACACCAUGAUCUACCGCGGCCUAGAGGGCUUCGUCGCAGCCGUCGCUCCCUUUAACUUCACGGCUAUCGGUGGGAAUCUGGCCGGGACCCCGGCUCUGAUGGGGAAUGUAGUCCUGUGGAAGCCCAGUGAUGCGGCCGUGUCUGCCAGCUACGCCGUCUACAGAGUCCUCAGGGAUUGUGGGCUGCCUCCCAAUAUCAUCCAGUUUCUGCCGGCCGAUGGGCCCGUGUUCGGGGACACCAUCACGUCUUCUGAGCACCUGGCAGGAAUCAACUUCACCGGCAGCGUCCCGACAUUUAAGCAUCUUUGGAAACAAGUGGCUAAGAACCUGGACACCUACAGAACCUUCCCCCGCCUGGCAGGAGAGUGCGGCGGGAAGAAUUUUCACUUUGUCCACAGGUCUGCGGACGUGCAGAGCGUGGUGGCGGGGACGAUCCGCUCGGCCUUCGAGUACGGCGGCCAGAAGUGUUCGGCCUGCUCCAGGAUGUACGUCCCCGACAGCUUAUGGCCACAGAUCAAACAGCAACUGCUGGACAUUCACAAAGAGAUCAAAGUGGGAGACCCUGUUGAAGACCUCAACACCUUCUUCUCAGCAGUGAUUGAUAAUAAAUCGUUCAGUCGAAUAAAGAAGUGGCUUGAUCAUGCCAAGUCCUCCCCGAACCUGGAGAUCAUCGCUGGGGGGAAGUGUGAUGAUAAGAAGGGCUACUUUGUGGAGCCGACCAUCAUUGAGACCAGAGACCCACGGGACGCCAUCAUGAGUGAGGAAAUCUUUGGCCCUGUUCUGACCGUCUACAGCUACCCUGAGAACAGCUACCGAGAAAUUCUGCAGCUGAUCGAUAGCACGUCUCCGUACGCGCUAACAGGAGCCGUGUUUGCUGAGGACCGGAACGUUCUUGAUGAAGCAGCUCAAGUCCUCAGGAAUGCUGCAGGAAACUACUACAUCAAUGACAAGUCCACCGGCUCCAUCGUCGCUCAGCAGCCGUUUGGUGGCGCCAGAGCUUCAGGCACCAAUGAUAAACCUGGAGGUCCUCACUAUGUGCUGAGGUGGACGUCGCCACAGGUGGUGAAGCAGACCCACGUCCCCCUCCGAGGGUGGAGGUACCCCUACAUGGACUGAAGGUCCGAUUAGAGCCUGUUGAUUCUCUCAUCUCAACCUUGACAGAACCUUUGCACUGAACCUGGACAUGAAUGUAUGAUCGUCUUCCAUCCACAGCUGGAGCGCGUGUUACAGGCCAUGGCUCCGCUGAAACCUUUGUAUCGACUGGUUCUUUGUGUGACGAGGGAUUGUUUUAGGCCAAAUAUCAGUAAAUUUAAUACUUUUUGUUUGUUCCAGUGAAAUUUAAAUCUUUUAGGUGGAUAUUAGAAUCUUUUGGCGUCAUAUUGAUUUCUUUUAUUUAAAUGAGUUUUAUUUGUAUGUGAGGAGAUGUUUUCCUGCUUUCAGUGGACUUAAUCCAGAACAGAACCAACUGUGUUGAAAGUUUCUGCUGGUUUUAUUUGUCUUUUAAAACCUGCCAUAUUCACAUCAUUAAUAUUUCCCAAUAAAUACUAAGUUAUUAAUAAAACUAGUUAUUUUCAGCUGUGACUUUAACUCUCAGCAGGAAGCUGACAUCAUUGGUGGAGCUGAGUUUAACCCCUGGUCUUUGCUUUGUCCUCAUCUGCAUUUGUUUGUGACUUUUCUCCAUCACAUUUAAAACCUGUGUAGUGUGCGUUGACCAUGUUGACAGCCUGAAGCAGACCAGUGGCUUUUCCAGUUUCCUCCUGGAGAUGAAAAUGUUCAGCUUUGGUUUCCCCACCAACUGGACCCUCUUAUUGCUCGGGUCGACCGUUCACACGGCCGCUCCUUUCUCAACAUGGAAGCCACGGACACAUAGUCAUGUAAAAAUACACUGAAGGCAAACUGUGUUCCGCUCCAUUAAAAAAUUAAGUUGUCAUUUCAUCUAAUCGUUUAAUAAAUAAUGACUUGUUUUUCUCUGUGA